This is a messenger RNA of Acomys russatus (golden spiny mouse), 662 nucleotides long. RefSeq names its product phosphodiesterase 6G (gene Pde6g). Gene Ontology annotation, cellular component: photoreceptor outer segment membrane. Gene Ontology annotation, biological process: positive regulation of G protein-coupled receptor signaling pathway; positive regulation of epidermal growth factor receptor signaling pathway; visual perception. The coding region runs from base 178 to 441 and encodes 87 amino acids. NCBI's taxonomy places the organism in Eukaryota, Metazoa, Chordata, Mammalia, Rodentia, Muridae. Gene Ontology annotation, molecular function: 3',5'-cyclic-nucleotide phosphodiesterase activity; cGMP binding. The record is from RefSeq and is a predicted model, not a curated record. The transcript has 4 exons.
AUAAUCCGCUCACCCUGGAAGGAUAAAUUCCUAGGCCAGCUCUGCUGAUCCAGGUCCAGGCAGCUGGCACCCGAGGCUCCCUGAGAUCUGCCCAGCGCUUGCCUGCAUGAGGAGGCCAGCCCAGCCUGACAGAGUCCAGAAACUAAGGGUCACUGCAGUGUGUCUGCCAGCCUCGCCAUGAACCUGGAGCCACCCAAGGCUGAGAUUCGGUCAGCCACCCGGGUUAUAGGGGGACCCGUUACCCCCAGGAAAGGGCCACCAAAGUUUAAGCAGCGGCAAACCAGGCAAUUCAAGAGCAAGCCCCCCAAGAAAGGUGUCCAAGGGUUUGGGGAUGACAUCCCUGGAAUGGAAGGCCUGGGAACAGACAUCACCGUUAUCUGUCCGUGGGAGGCCUUCAACCACCUGGAGCUGCAUGAGCUGGCCCAGUACGGCAUCAUCUAGUCAGAUGCCCGCUGCUUGAGCCCCGCGGAAGAGGCCUGCUGAAGACCCACUCUGCCCCAUCACCCUCUGCAAGCCCUGCCUGGGACCCCUGCCCGAGCCCGAGCCUGAGUCCCUAGCCAGGUUGCCCAAGGCCUCUAGGUGGGACAACCUCAGGUCCUGACACCAGCUAGCAAGAGGCCACAGCCUCCCACAGGACGCUCUGCUGGCAUGAGGUCACCGGU